Messenger RNA from Condylura cristata (star-nosed mole), 1642 nucleotides. RefSeq names its product suppressor of Ty 3 homolog (S. cerevisiae) (gene SUPT3H). The transcript has 13 exons. Lineage: Eukaryota; Metazoa; Chordata; Mammalia; Eulipotyphla; Talpidae. Gene Ontology annotation, molecular function: protein heterodimerization activity; transcription coactivator activity. Gene Ontology annotation, biological process: transcription by RNA polymerase II. Bases 253 to 1530 code for a protein of 425 amino acids. The record is from RefSeq and is a predicted model, not a curated record.
GGUGGGGGCGGCAGAAGUGCUCCCUCCUCCGUCUCCGCCACCUCCGCCCCACAGACUCGGGCUCACGCCAUUUUGCGCCCCCCCCUCCCCCGCCCUAGCCGAGCCACCUUUUCCCUUUCUACAUGCUCAGGCCCCUUUCCCGCCCCUUUCCAAGCGUGUCCUGGGCCGCAGCAGCAGAAACCGCGCCGUCUGCACCCCUGCAUUCUCCACGCGGGACGCGCAGCCGUGCCUACAAGUGUUCUUAAAGCAGAGAUGAAUAAUACUGCAGCAAGCCCAAUGUCUACUGCUACUUCAAGUAGUGGAAGAACUACAGGGAAGUCUGUAAGCUUUGCAGCAGAAUUACAGAGUAUGAUGUUUUCUUUAGGCGAUGCUAGGCGUCCUCUUCAUGAAACAGCAGUUUUGGUAGAAGAUGUGGUACAUACUCAGUUAGUUAAUCUGCUACAGCAAGCUGCUGAAAUUUCUCAGCUUCGUGGAGCAAGAGUAAUCUCAGCUGAAGAUCUUCUGUUUUUGAUGCGCAAAGAUAAGAAAAAACUUAGAAGACUCCUAAAAUACAUGUUUUUCCGAGACUACAAAUCAAAGAUUGUCAAAGGCAUAGAUGAAGAUGAUCUUCUGGAAGACAAAUUGAGUGGCAGCAGUAAUGCAAACAAAAGACAAAAAAUUGCCCAAGACUUUCUUAACUCCAUUGACCAAACAGGAGAACUCUUGGCAAUGUUUGAAGAUGAUGAAGUUGAUGAAGUUAAACAAGAGAGAAUGGAGAGAGCAGAAAGACAAACUCGAAUUAUGGAUGCAACUCAAUAUGCAGAAUUCUGUGAAAGCCGACAAUUAAGUUUCUCCAAAAAAGCCUCCAAAUUUCGAGACUGGUUGGACUGCAGCAGUAUGGAGAUAAAACCCACUGUCAUCGCUAUGGAAAUUUUAGCAUAUUUAGCAUAUGAAACUGUAGCCCAGUUAGUAGAUCUGGCCCUUCUUGUGAAACAGGACAUGGUAACCAAAGCAGGGGACCCCUUCAGUCAUGCCAUUUCUGCAACCUUCAUUCAGUAUCACAACUCUGCUGAGGGGUCUUGUAUGAAGUCAUACCCAGACUCCCCUGAGAGCACACCACCUCCUACGCCAACAGCUCCAACAUCUAGUUUACAGCACCCAGGGAAGAUCAUAGCAGCAUCCCUAGGGAAUGGGAGUACUGGACAAGACUCAACGAAAACCAAGCAAAGGAAAAGGAAAAAGAGUUCUGCGGCCUGUGGUGUUGAGGCUCACAGCGAUGCCAUCCAGCCCCGCCACAUCAGAGAGGCCGUCCGACGCUACGGCCACAAGAUGGGCCCCCUUUCCCCGUUCACAAAACAGCAAAGGACAACUGAGUACAAACAGUUUUCUUCCUUCCUCAUUCAGCAAACCAUGGAGAAAGAUCUUGGCUUCUUGACAUUAAUAACUUUGCUUCAACUCUACUUGGAACUAUUUGGGCAGCUUUUCAAAAAUGAAAAAGAGUGCCUACCGCAGAAACGGAAUGGCUUUUCUGGCCUGCUGAUGCGACUGUGACUGUAACAACAGAAAAGGCAAUGAAUGUUCUAUUAAGGUGACUUCUGUUUCCCGAUUUGGACAAAAAUAAAGUACAAGUUUACUUCUCUGUCUCCUCAGAGUGGGCUGGUUU